UUCGAUAUUUUCACUCGUCAGUAAAAAGUCGAAAAUGCCUGAUAUCUUGAAGGUAGACCUAAUUCGUUGUUUUGUGUGGUAUUAAGUGUCUGAUCGGAUUAAAAUAUGCUUUAAAAUGUGCAUCAGUGUUCCGCCUAGCCGUUUUGCUUAAAGUUUGACCGAAAAACAUUCGUUCCGGGGCGUGGGGAGCAAUUUUUCGGGACCCUUAUCACAGAAUUUGAGUGGGCUCUUCGCAGUCGACGAGCGCUGGCAGGAAAAAAUUCCUUCGGAAUUUUGACGUUUUCCUACACCUUUUUACGAGUGACUCGUCCCGUGUAUUUUCGAGAAAAUCGAAAUCGGAAACGAUAAUGAUAUUGAAAGUUCAGAAAAUCUGUAGUUAAUUGUUAGAAAAAAAGUAUUUGACGCGGGGAGCAUUUUUUUUUCGUCGUAAAGUGAACUAUUGAAGAGGGUUUUGCUCGUUUUGCUUGGGGUGUUUACCAUCGCUGGUUGAAAAUUGUGUCAUUGAUUGCUACAAGAAGAAUACGAAAACAUGACAGGUCAUUGUUUUGAUCCAGUGAAUUCUUUACAGGUCGCAGGUGAUCAUAUCUUGAUAUACGAGGCUUACUACAAACAGCUCGAUCCCAAAGGUAGCAAUGAGAUCGGAGCGCUGGAUGCAGCAAAAUUUCUCAAAAAAUCCGGACUAAGCGAUGUGGUACUGAGCCGCGUAUGGGACAUGUCCGACCCCAAUGGGCGCGGCUACCUGACCAAGGAGGGCUUCUUCGUGUCCCUCAAGCUGAUCGGUUUGGCCCAGGAGGGGUCCGAGUUCAAUCUGAAGAACAUCUACAAGGAACUGUCCAAGCCGCCGAAAGUGGGUGAAAUCCCAAAAGUCACUGGGCAGGUCAAAUUGGUCCCCGCCGAAAAUACAGACUGGUCCAUCAAACCAGAGAAACGGCAACAGUAUGAACAGCUGUUCGAAUCGCUUGGACCAUCCGGAGGUCUGCUCCCGGGAAACAAAGUUCGAGCCACGCUAAUGAACUCAAAGUUGCCCAUCGAUACGCUUGGACGUAUUUGGGAUCUGGCCGAUCAGGAUCGAGAUGGAAGUCUCGAUAAACACGAAUUCUGUGUCGCUAUGCAUUUGGUUUACGAGGCUCUGGACAAACGAGCAAUUCCGGCAGUUUUGCCGCCGCAGCUGCAGCGAAACGCUCCACAAAACGGUAGCGCCGCAGCAGCCGUAAAUAACAAUAGUUUUGAUGCCUUCGGAGGUAGCGAUGGUGGGUUCGUGGCAAACUUCCCGACCGAUAUCGCUCCUCCGCCGGCCGUUCCGCCAUUGCCGAUGGUAGCCCGCGCAACUCCACCGAUCAUUCCACCGGCUCCGCUGGUUCCAAUCAUUCCAACCAACAGCGCCGGAACGGCAGUCGUCGAUCCGAAUGCCUGGGUCGUAGGUACCCUGGAGCGCUGCCGCUACGAAGAAAUCUUCAACAAAAGCGACCUGGACCGGGAUGGCCUCGUUUCCGGUCACGAAAUCAAGGAAGUAUUUUUGCAGUCCGGACUGCAGCAGGGUGUGCUGGCGCUGAUUUGGGCCCUGUGCGAUACCAACCAGAGCGGAAAGCUGCGGCUGGAGGAGUUCUGCCUGGCGAUGUGGUUCGUCGAGCAGGCUAAGAAAGGAAUCGAUCCACCGCAGGUGCUGGCCCCGAACAUGAUUCCCCCGAGCCUGCGGAAGGGUGCGCUGAUUGCGGCGGCGGAGCCCAAACCAACAUACAGCAACCCGGAGCUGGAAAUGAUCUCCAAGGAAAUCGAGGAACUGGCCCGGGAACGGCGCCUGCUCGAGCAAGAAGUUGCUCAGAAGGAGGCCGACGUUCGAAUAAAGAACGGUGAAAUGAGAAGUCUACAGAGUGAACUAGACACACUGACGGCCACCCUGAAGCAAUUGGAGAAUCAGAAGGGCGAGGCACAGAAACGACUCGACGAUCUGAAGAAUCAGAAAGUUGAGGUAGACUCUGCCAUUGCGAGUGCUCGAGAGCAGGUGAACAAAAUUCGCGAACAAUGUCAGAAACAGGAAGAUACCUUGAGAGAGCAAGAAGGGGAGCUGGAUUCGCGCCGUUCGGAGCUACAGAAGCUGAGGGAUGAGGAGCAGGCCCUGGAGCGGGAGUACAACGCCAGCACCAAAGAUGUGGAUCGGUUGACCUCGCAGCUGCAAGAUACUCAGCUGGAAAUCAGCCAGGUCAAGGCAAUGGUUACUCAAAUCCAAGAGUACCAGCGCCAGAUGACGGACGCAUUGUCCAUGUUCCGAAAUGCAAUCGAUACGAACGAUCCGGUUUUGGUAUCGGACUACUCGCUUAAGAUUGAACCCGAAUUUAGAGAGGCAAAGCUUGCCCUGGAAGAGAAAGAAGUGGAAAACGCCAACAAGCGCGAUCCAUUCUGCGAUAACAAGACGAAUGGAUUUAGCGCAUCGGAUGCGGAAACUGGCUUCGGCGAUGAUUUCAAGACCAACGGAUUUGCUACCCAGUUCGAUACGAAUCAAGGUUUCCAGAGCUCUGGAUUUGACGAAGGAUUUGCUACUUCGUUCGAUCAGAAACCACAUGACCCAUUUGCAUCUACCGCCGGUCACGCCGAUCCGUUUGGCGAGAGCAAGGGAUCUGCUCCCGAGGGUGCCAAGGAUGAGUUUGGUUGCGAUCCGUUUGCCAUACUACACGCACCGACCACCGCUAGUCAGAUUCUUACCCCUAGCCCGAGCAGAUCCGUAGCGCCUCCACGACCCGAGUCACCGAGUCCAGCUUUGCCUCCGAAGAAGGCGAAACAACCUCCGCCAAGACCAGCACCUCCAAGACCUCUCCAGGGCCCGACUCCGACGAAGCCGGCUCCCCCAUCGACAGACGCCUUCGGAGACAGCAGUGGCGGUGGCGGAUUCGCCAACUUUGCCGACUUCGACAAUAAGAACCUCAAACCAGCUGCCGUCCCAUCGCCCAUUCCGACAGUUUUGCCAGUUCCGUCGGCGCGAACCGCAGCUCAACAGCACACGUCGCCGCUGCUGCUACCGGCGUCGUCCACAUCGGUGGCACCACUCGGUUCCGGUUCGUUGUUCUCUUCCGCACCGGUGAGUGCUACCAUCGACUCCGCUAAAACUACACCGAUCGUCACAAUCACGACGACGUCGACAACUCCGGCAGCGGUAGACUUUUCCGAUGAUCCCUUCAAGGAUUACCGGUACGAGGAUCCCUUCAACAUCGAAGAUCCCUUCGCGGAAGAAGAUUCGGAACCGAUUAGCUCCGACGAUCCAUUUUCCUCUGAUUCGAACACUCUGAACAACAACCGAGCAGUAAGUCCAAAGAAAGCUUCAACUAACAACAAUCCGUUAGAGAAUGCAUUCGCGAGUGCGCUCUCGAACAAUUUUUCCACCACAUUUGAGGACGUCGACUUCGGCACCGGUGGAAGCUCGACAGCUAAGAAACCUUCCGGUGCGGAUCUGUUCGACGCUUUCAACGAUAACUUCACCAAAAACAGUACUUCUGACAAGGCGGAUCUGUUUCUGAAAGCUUUCGGAGGGAAUGACAAAAAUGCAGACAGCUUUAGCCAAGGCAACGGUGGCGCCAGUACUCUUUUUGCAGCAGCCGGAGCAUCGGGAACUUCCAAAUCUAGCCCCUUUGAAGAUGACGAGUUUUCCCGAAUGGAUGACGCCUUCGCAAAGAUGGACUUUUCGAACAACAAUGGCGGCAUCAGCCAGAAACACAUCAACAAUACCGGGAACAAAGUGAGAAGUCACUUCCCGGCCUCGAAAACCGUCGAAGGAUCGAAUGAUUUUGCCGAUUUUGAUGUGUUCAGCAAUAUCAGUAACAAUCUACGUAACAAUAAUCCUCCCACGCCGUCUACCGAUAGCCUAAAGCGGCCGAAGGAAGCAACGAUGGGAGCCGUUGGGAAGCGGGCCGUCCCGACACCACCUAUGACCAAAUUCAACGAAGACUACUCCAAGGAUGAGGCAGCGUUCGAUGCCGAUUUGCAGGCAGUGCUGCAACGGUCCAAGGUUGAAAUGUAGGGUUCCCCCUCCAUGAUGUGGCCCUUUUCAUAAGUAUCCGUUUCUUAUUAUUUUGUUACCUUUAUUUUCUCUGUUGAAGCUUUUGUUCUGACCAGUACUUUAUCCUUGUUGAGCUAGUACGGUCCUGAGAGGAACAUAAUUUUAUAACUUAACUCUUUCAUCAUUCGGAAGUAUUUGCCAUUAUUCGUCUACCGUCGUGUAGUUGUUUAUUGAAUCGAUUGAAACGGUAUCCUGUUAUUUGGUUUAUUUUUGUUAAAAAAUAUUUCAUUAAAUAUAUUUUCCCUUUUCCUAAAUUCCCUAAAUAAAAAUUAGAAAACUUUUCCUGAAGCGCAAGCUCCAAUAUUUUCUUCUGAGAUUGUUUUACCAUGUAACCAAAAGUACCAUAUAGUGUGCUCUUAAAAGUUUACUCAGUCCUUUUAAGGCAACACUUUUCAACUCAUACUUUCGAAGUUUUACAAGUGCAUCGGGUUGCUCCUCCGUACCGGACCUCUGCUUUGUUCGGUACGACCUGGAUUCGAUUUGACCGAUAACCUAUUACGAUAUUCCAUGGCUUUGGCUCGAUGACCUUCAACAACUCCGUCCUGAAGACCUUCCAGUGAAUCCCAGUACAACGACCUUCAAUUGGCUUCACUAGACGGCCUUCCACAGGCUCAGGUCCGGCGACCUACAAGUGGGUCCCUCUUCUACGAACUACAAGACCUUUCAGUGGGUCCGGCUCGACUACCCUUCAUGAUCAAUGUCAUCAUUUGACGAUUUUUUUCAUUUGAAAUCCUAUCAUUGCGAUCAGUUCAGAAAAGGGGUAGGCUUGAUAGCGGCACGUUAUCCAAACAAACGGGAAAAUUGUGCCUACUUUCGACGACCUUCCAGUGGAUCCCGGUCUUACGACCUUCCAUGACCCCGACUGGGUGACCUUCUUGUACAUCCAGGCUCAACGACGUUCGAAAGGCUCCAGUCCGAUGACCUUCCAUGGCUCCCGGCCGAUGUCCUCCCAGUACCUUUGGCUCGGAAACUUCCCGAUUAGAUUCAUUUCUCGACGACCUUGCUUGGCACCACAUGAGGACACCACAAUGGCUCUUAAUACGACAACCUCACAAUGCUAUGGUUUCUCGGCUCGAUGGUCUUCCAGUUGAUUCCGAUCAUACGACCUUUUCUGACUUAGGUCCAAUGACCAUCCAGUAGAUCCUCGUCCUAUGACCUUCUACAACUCCGGUCUGACAACCUUUCACUGUUUCCAGUUAAACAAUGUUCCAUUUGGUCUUCUAAACAACCUUCAAAUGGCUUCGGCUGCGUAGACUCAAGUUCAACAAGCAACUAUAGCGCUUGUCCGACGAUCUGCAAGUGGAUCUCUUUUCUACGACCUCAGAGACCUUUCAGUGGCUCUGACACAACGACCUUCCUUGUCUCCUGUCCGACGACCUUCUAGUGAAGAUUCAGGUCCAACGACCUUCUAAAGGCUCCGGUCUAUUGCACCUCACAAUUGCUCUCAGUACGAUGACCUUCCACUGGUUUCUCGGCUCGAAGACCUAGUCGAUUUCUGUCCUACGACCUUUUCUGACUCAGGCCAACGACCUUGCACAACUCUGUCCCGACGACUUCUCAGUGGAUCCAGUUCAAUAAUUUUCUAUUUGCUCCUCCCGACGACCUUGAAAUGCUUUCGUAGAUUCAACUUCGACGCACAUUUGUAGCGCUGGUCCGACGAUCUACAAGUUGAUUUAAGCGAUACUACGACCUCGAAGACCAUCCAGUGGCUCUAGCCCAAUGACCUUCUUUGACUCCUGUCCAACGUCCUACCAGUUGUUGUCGGUCCUACGAACUUCUAUGGUUCCGGCUUUACAAACUUCUAGUAGAUCCAGGUCCGACGACCUUCUAAAAGCUCCGGUCAUCGGACCGGAGUAAUGAAAGGUCAUACUAUGGUCCGAUGACCGAUGACCCAGUAGCUUAAGGUUCUCCGGCUCGACAACCUAACAGGUUCUCCGGCUCGACAACCUUCCAGGUUCUCCAAGUGACCAUCCAAUAGCCCCUGUCGCAGUUGACCUGUUAAUGGCUUCGACCCAACGAUCUUCUGAUAGACCCCGGGCUAACGACCUACAAUAGCUCAUACUCGAAAAUCGGACCGACUAUCUUCAAAUGGCUCUGGCUCGAUCGACAGUUAAUAGCUGCGAUCUGACCCUUCCAAUAACCUCGAAAAUUGUUUUCUUUUCGUCCCACAGAAAGGCUAAAGUAUGUGGCACAUAUGGUCGCAAUUCGACCAGACCGAACUGAACGCCAAUUUGAAAAAAAUUGAGUUAUCUAUUGCAACGGAUGCGAAACAUGAUAAACUACAUAUUCAAUGAAAAUCAGAACAUUUUUACUAUUUUUACUGAUUUUAUUAGAAAAUUUCAAUGUUGCAGACAGUGGAAAUGGCAAAAAUGCGUUGCGCCAAAGUGAACUGAGAGCCAGCUUUGAGGAGAAGAUGAAAAGCAUGUUUUGGUCAUGAAACUGAUUUUGUUCGAAAUAAGCUUAUGUGUGUUGGUUUUUUUUCUAUUCAAAACAGUUCUUCGGUUUGUCAGGAACUAAUAUCUAAUAAAUUAAAUGGUAAGAAACGUUCCCGUAGCUAAAAACUUCAUGUUGCGGAUUGUUAACAUUUAUUAAAAUCUCGUUCAGCCAGACUGAACCGAAUCCCUUGAAUUUUGUUUUCCAAUUUACUUAAGGGAAUGUUAGGAUUUUUGACAUUCAACGAUAAAAGAUGCUUUAUUUUAUUGCUUACUGUCGUUCAGAACGCAACCGGUAAGUUUAAAUCACACAUAUUCCGAUUUUCAAAAGUGCGAAAUUUGUAUGGCUCGGUUCACUCUGGCUCAACGAAAAAAAACAUUUUUCAAGCAUCAGCCAUACUCGUUGGGUGCUGCUUGUAAACCGCCUAUAAGUAGGCUCCUACGUUUAGUACAAAUUGCCCAGUCAAAUGAUAGUGCAUGACAAUUUUUUAAACAUUUUUGUUCGACCAGAGUGAACUGGGUGCAAACAUAAUGCUAUUAAAGUUCAGUUUUCUGCUUGAUGUGUAAUCAGAAAUCGACCAGUAUAACCUCGAUGGCUCUAUAAGAGUCUAAAUGUGAUAGUACAAUGAUUAAAUAAGAUAUCUGAUGAAAUGGUAUCAAUUGGUAGGGCUGUGAACUUCGAACUCGGUUUUCUCGAAAUCAAGUUUAUGGCGCUCAGUUCGGUCUGGUCGAAUCGCGACCAUAUUUAGUUGGUAUGCUAUAAGCAAUCUUUGAAGGAUUGUAUGAGAUUUUAGGAGUUCAUUGGAACUUUUGGUUACUUGGGAUAAGCUCCCGAAAUGCAAAUACAAUGCUAGAACUUCUUUAAAAAAAUGCUCAGAGGUCAAAACAAUACCCUGGAGGGGUUGUGUUUUGAAAUCUCACGAGUACCAUUUGUUCGGCCGAUCAUGAAAUUUGAAUGCGCAUGCAUAAGUUAUAAUUUGAUCGGAUAAAAACGACCAUUUAGGGGUCACACAACAUUGCUUCAAGCUGAUGAACUUAUUUCACUGAUUCUGGUUAUCUACAUUAAAUUUGAGUUCAUCUACUUAAAUCUGAACCCCCGAAUUUCCACCAUUUCCGGACCCUUUUUUUCUCAAGCUUGGUUCCAAAUAACUCAAUACACUGCUGAGAGAGUAUAGAUAGGUAAAUUAGAUGUAGAUGUAAAUGCAAGUCUACCAAUAAAAAAUAUAUACUUGAACAACUUAUUCCAUCACAAUAACGAUGCUACUCACAGCUUUUCUGUAUACAUAAGUAAAGCUUCAACAAACCAAGAACGCAUUUCCAGAAGGCUUUUGUACAUAGUUCAAUUUAUUUUCCCCCCUCCUAACAGAAGCAUGAUGGAAUUCCCUGUGUAAGUAGUCUUACAAAAAAAAAACAGAAAACGCAAGAGAUUUCAAUUGCUCACGCGCAGCAAGUGACGAUGUAAAAUAAUCUUCAUAUACCUAGGACUUAAGUUAAAGAGAGUAAAAGUUGAUAUAUUGGUGCUUUGAGAGAGCGAGUAAUCGAUUAUUUUUUGUAAGUAAAUUCGUUAUCUAAUUUAUUAUUGGCUUCAAAAAAUUCCUAUGAAAAAAAAUCCCUCCUUGGAUUUUCCAAAUCGCGUGUCGUUUAUUUAAGUUAAUAAUUCUCUCGAAGCUGCGAAUUCCUACGGUACACUGUCUCAUGUCCAAAUUUGUUAACAAAUCAUAGUUAUUUUUUCAGUAUGCUUCGCUUGUAAACCGUAAAGUAUUCUAGAUUGGCAAAAUUGUUACAAAUUAUAGCGGAAACGAUGGUAUAAUACUGAACUGACAAUUUAGCAACGUCGGGUGAACAACAAUAUUUUCUUCUGUUUAAGUAGACAUCCAGUGCGUGGGAAACUAUACGAGUUGAGAUCGGAAAUAUACGCGUAAUAUUUACCGUUUGCGAAUUAUGGAACGCAAAAGAAACACUUUAAAUAAACUCCUUGUAAUCAGUCAUGUUGUACUCAAUUAUUAGCCCUACUGUAAGCACUGAUUGUUAAUAAUAUCGAAUAGUAUAAAAAUUGUCAUAUAGA
Messenger RNA from Uranotaenia lowii, 8545 nucleotides. Its product is annotated as epidermal growth factor receptor substrate 15-like 1. The coding region runs from base 530 to 4009 and encodes 1159 amino acids. Lineage: Eukaryota; Metazoa; Arthropoda; Insecta; Diptera; Culicidae. Gene Ontology annotation, cellular component: cytoplasm; plasma membrane; clathrin coat of coated pit. The record is from RefSeq and is a predicted model, not a curated record. Gene Ontology annotation, molecular function: cadherin binding; calcium ion binding. Gene Ontology annotation, biological process: endosomal transport; endocytosis. The transcript is spliced from 11 exons.